Candida albicans SC5314 is the source of this 1641-nucleotide messenger RNA. RefSeq lists its product as uncharacterized. Gene Ontology annotation, molecular function: ubiquitin binding. The coding region runs from base 1 to 1641 and encodes 546 amino acids. Gene Ontology annotation, biological process: proteasome-mediated ubiquitin-dependent protein catabolic process. Lineage: Eukaryota; Fungi; Ascomycota; Pichiomycetes; Serinales; Debaryomycetaceae. The transcript has a single exon. The record is from RefSeq and is a predicted model, not a curated record. Gene Ontology annotation, cellular component: nucleus.
AUGGAUGAAAGUAUACCCACUUUUCUUGCUGUUACAGGCUUAGAAGAUGAAUCUGUUGCCAAACAGUUUUUAGAAGUAGCUGGUGGCGAUUUAGAAUUGGCAGUGACAUUAUAUAUGGAAUCGGGCCAACACGGUGGGAGUAAACCCUCAACAACAGACAACAACAACAAUACUAGUGAUAGCACCAAUCCAAUAACAUUUGCCAAUGAGGAUGAAGAUGAAGCAUUUGCCAAACGAUUACAAGAAGAAGCAUACCGUGCUAACGACAAUACAGAUGAUAAUGUCCGUGAAGCCGAUGCAAAUGUCCAUCGACACGAAACUUUGGUGGAGAACGUUGGAUUCCCAGGGUUUAUGAAUCAACAACCAAGUAUUACUAGACCAAGUGAUAUUUUUGGUAAUAGACACCAAGGUGUUUUCCACCAACGAUUUGAUUUCCAACAACGUAUGAUGCCUGGAUUUGACGAUUAUAAUGAUGAUAAUAAUAAUGAUGAUAGAAUUGAAGAAAUUGAUGACGAUGACAAUGAUGAUAUUGAAUAUCACGACUCACAUGAUAUACAAGUGUUAGACUCUGAUGACGAUGAACAAGGACACUAUAAUGGUGCUGUGGGAGGAAUAACGGGUCGUAGAAGACAAUUGAGACAAAAUCGUCAUCAAGAACUAUCAUCAACACAAAGACGAUUAGCAAAUUUAUUCCGUCCACCAUUUGAUAUCAUAUCUGUAUUAAAUCUUGAUGAAGCCAAAUAUCAAGGUCGACAAUUGAAAAAAUGGAUUCUAAUAAAUAUUCAAGAUUCACUGGAAUUUCAAUGUCAAGUUUUAAAUAGAGAUUUUUGGUCUAAUGAAAGAAUCAAACAAAUUGUCAAACAAAACUUCAUAUUUUUACAAUACCAAACUGAUUCUGUUAAUGGGCAAUCAUACGUUAACUUUUAUCAUGUUGAUACGUUCCCUCAUAUUGCUAUUUUGGAUCCAUUAACAGGGGAAAGAGUACAUAAAUGGACUGAUGGUCAAGUUCCCUUGGUAAAUGAAUGGAUUGAACAGACAUAUAAGUUUUUAGAUUCAUUUUCAUUAAUUCCUGGGUCUAAGAAUCCUUUAGUACAUCAUGAUGUGAAAAUUGAUCCUACUAGUUUAAGUGAAGAACAACAAAUUGAAUUGGCCAUGAAACAAUCAAUUAUAGAUAAUAACGUGGACAAUAAUAAUAACACUAGUUAUAAAUCGGGAAAUACUAUUGAUGAUGCCAUUGAAUUGGAUAGUGAUAGUGAUAGUGCUAUACCAGAUGAUGUCAUCUCAACUCCAUCAUUGGACACUCCACAAGAACCAGAAAUACCAAAAGAUCCAUUUGAAGCUAUAACCCCAAUCGAUCAUCUGGAACCCACGGAACAACCAUUCACUAGAAUUCAAAUCAGAUUUCCUAAUGGUAAACGAUUAGUACGUAAAUUAAAUCCUGAUGCUAAAGUUAAAUCAAUAUUUGAAUGGUUGAAAUAUGUAUUACAAAAUGAUUUCCAAGAAUAUGGUUUAAAUUCUCCUGAUGAUAGGUUUAUUUUAUCCAAUAGCUCCAACAAAGCAUUUAAAUUUAUAGAUUCUUUGGAUAAAACUAUAGAGGAGGCUAAUUUGAAAAAUGCUAGUAUUCUUUUGGAACAAGAUUAA